Molecule: messenger RNA, 348 nt
Organism: Volvox carteri f. nagariensis
Lineage: Eukaryota; Viridiplantae; Chlorophyta; Chlorophyceae; Chlamydomonadales; Volvocaceae
Exons: 2
Coding region: 1-348 (115 amino acids)
Cellular component (GO): intracellular anatomical structure
Molecular function (GO): protein binding
Source: RefSeq, a predicted model, not a curated record
AUGCAUGCAGAGGCAACUGUCUUGGAUUACCUCAGCGGCGAGGAUGCGGUUCUGUACCAGGGCCUGGGGCAGAACUAUUUCGUUCCAUCCACGCGAAAAAUGAACGCCCAGGCAUAUUUCCAGCUUGGUCUCAUGCUGAUGCAUGUCUUCUGGUAUGACUUGGCUAUUCAGAAGUUCCAGAAGGCCCGUUCGUUGGAUCCCAACUUUGCCAUGGCAUACUGGGGCGAGGCCAUGUGUUACAAGCAGCCUCUCUGGCAGACGGAAGACCUUGCAUCAGCCCAGGCGGUUCUGGCGGCAUUGAAUCAGACGCAGGCCGUUAAAAACGCAGCAGGUGUGCACGUGCUGUAG